Pieris napi is the source of this 2099-nucleotide messenger RNA. RefSeq names its product N-acetylglucosamine-6-sulfatase-like. NCBI's taxonomy places the organism in Eukaryota, Metazoa, Arthropoda, Insecta, Lepidoptera, Pieridae. The transcript has 10 exons. Gene Ontology annotation, molecular function: N-acetylglucosamine-6-sulfatase activity; glycosaminoglycan binding. Bases 328 to 1827 code for a protein of 499 amino acids. Gene Ontology annotation, biological process: glycosaminoglycan metabolic process. The record is from RefSeq and is a predicted model, not a curated record.
UUUAUCGUUAGUCAUAUUUCUUUUAGAAUUCCAGAUAAUAGAUACCAGAAAUCGUUCCAUAAAGUUUCUUCCGACUUGUAUUUAACUAAAAAUUAUACGUUUAUUACUUUUUGCAAAAAAUAAAGUUAAAAUUUUGUUGUUGAAGUAUAAUGGGAAGCAAAGGUGUUGUUGGUUUUGUCCAGGACUUUUAUUACGAUCCAUUCAAAUGGUCAGUUGUAAAAAGUGUUGGAUUUUUCGCAAUCGGCAUAGUUAUAGCUAAAGAGUGCACGGGCCUAGAAGUUAUGCCAGCAGUGCCUCAAUAAAUUACACUACACAAAUUAUAGUAAAAUGUUAAGUUUUAUUUUUUUAUUACUCCUCCACACGUCACUGUGUGAGGAUAGAAAACCAAACUUUGUUAUAGUUCUAACCGAUGAUCAAGAUGUCACAUUGGGAGGAAUGACACCAAUGCAGAAUGUGCAGAGAUUCAUAGCAAAUGAAGGCACUUCUUUUGCAAACUCAUAUGUGACAUCACCAAUCUGUUGUCCAAGUCGUGCUAGUUUACUCUCUGGUCUACAUGUCCACAACCAUCUGACUUGGAACAACAGCCUUCAUGGUGGCUGCAAUGGAAGGUAUUGGAGAAGGUUAGAAGCAAGAACAUUUGCCACUACCUUGAAAGGUGCUGGCUAUAAUACUUUUUAUGCUGGGAAGUAUUUAAAUACUUAUGGUGCCAAAGAAGCAGGUGGGAUUGAAAAUGUACCUCCUGGCUGGAGUGACUGGCAUGGACUAGUUGGUAACUCUGUGUACUACAACUAUACAAUCUCUAAUAAUGGUGUGCCCACAUAUUCCACCGACCUGUACCUUACUGAUGUUCUUCGUGAUUUAGGCGUCAGCUACAUAGAGAACCAAACUGAAUCGCAACCAUUCCUGAUGGUGCUAGCUCCGCCGGCGCCACACCAACCAUUUACCCCUGCGCCUCGACACAAAGACAUUUAUAAGAAUGUCACUGUUGUUAGACAUCCUAACUUUAAUAUCCCGGCAAAGGAUAAACACUGGCUUUUAUCCAUGCCACCAUCUCCUCUACCAGAGACAAUAUUUCCAGAAUUGGACCGAGUAUAUCGUUCCCGUUGGGAGAGUUUAUUGUCUGUGGACGAGAUGGUCGCUGAUAUUGUAGAAACACUGGACAACCAGAAUUUGUUGGAUAACACAUAUCUCAUUUAUACGUCGGAUAAUGGAUAUCAUAUUGGUCAAUUCUCACAAGUAUACGACAAACGUCAGCCAUACGAAUCUGACAUCAAAGUGCCUCUCAUAAUACGUGGUCCGACAAUAGCUAAAAAUUUCACAGACAACCAACCCGUACUAAACAUAGAUUUGGCUCCAACGAUUAUAGAGUUGGCGGGUCUCACGCCUCCUAAAUCUAUGGAUGGGAAAGCAAUACAGUUUAAUACCCCAAAAGAUAGAGAAAGAAACAUGCUUGUCGAGUAUUACGGAGAAGGGAGGGAUGGAACUGUGGAUCCAGACUGUCCAUGGGCGUAUGAUAGAGAUCAAUUGGCUCAAUGUUACCCUCUGUACGAUUGCAAGUGUCAAGACUCGAGAAACAACACGUACGCAUGUCUGCGACAUAUCUCAAAGCGAGUCAAUAUGAAGUACUGUGCAUUUGCUGAUGAACAGAAUUUCAAAGAAAUGUAUAACCUAAAUUCGGAUCCCUACGAACUUAGAAACAUCAUCGACGAUGUGCUGCCCUCUAUCCGCCAUUGGUACAAACUCACCCUUACACAGAUGCUUACAUGUAAAGGUGCAGAUAAUUGCGAUAACCCUCUAGAAAAUCCCAAACAUUUCUCAAUAUUUUAACUUAGUGUAAAAUCGACAUUUUAGAACGACUUUUUCGUAACUAAGUCCAUACACAUCCUCGAAGUAAUCUAAUAUAUUAAUAUUAUUUUUUGUUCGUCACUUAAGACAAUACACAAUCACACUGCUACAUACCAUAAACAAUUUGUAAAUUAAAAAAAGUUAUAAUUUUAUUCUUUUAAAUAUAUUAUAUUCAAACUGUAAAAUGAAUUUUCUCUCACUUUUGAUGUACUCGUGUAGAUUUUAGUUGUAGCAAUAAAAAUAGAUAGAAAUUG